GGGAAGAGGUACAAGUUGUAGGGAGUAUUUCGCGCCAUUAGGACACGCUGUCAUUAUUCACUGCAACAUCAUGCCGCGGUGUUUACACUGCAAGCAGACAGAAAGUGGGAACACCAAUUGUCAACCUUUGGAGAAACUGCUACCUGAGGGCUAUGAACAUUUAGUCUGCACGUAUCAAAACAUUGCUGAAGGACAAUUUAGGGCCCAAAUUAAAUUAAGAAUUACUACCGAAGACGAGGUACACAAAUGGCUGGAAGAUUUCCAAUCAUCCUCCCUGCUGACAUGGAGGAAGUCUAAAACAUAUCCACAGCACUUACACACAGGAGGUCAGAACGCCUACAGGGUGGAUUUGAGAUGUCAUCACAAAUGUGGUUCAAAUUCGAAAGCUGUUCCAAAAAAGACCAAAAACACAUCAUGUUGUGCCACGAUGUACUUGGUCCUGAAACGGGAAAUGCAUAGUAAAAACAGAUUGUCGAGGUCUCAGGAUCCUCACAUCAAGGAUGGCUACCUAUUUAAUAUCAAUCUCAGACAUGAGCACAAUCACCGACUGUUUUGCUCUGCUUCUAUGAAGAGGCGAGACGUCUCAUCGGAGACCAUCGACAAACUUAAACUGCUCUUUGAGAGUGGCCAUUCCCCUUCCGCAGCACUGGAAACGAUCAAGCAUGACCUACAGGAUCAGGAAGGCAACGAUUCUCAGGGGGAGAGCAUAGAUGAGGCCCCUUCAACUGGCAGCUCUAAAACCUCAGGCACAUCAUCUGGAGAAGGCCUGAAGGCAGGUUUGCAGCAGUUCUACAGAACAAUGACAAAAAAACUGGAACAUGACCCUGAAAACUUCACAGCUCCAAUUCGUGCCUUUCUGGAAAUCAGCAGCAAAAUGAAUGAUAGCGCCAUCAUAUCCGCUCUGCAUUGUUUUGGUAAGGUGCCACAGGUCAAAUCUGUCAUGAUAUCGGCAGUCUUCAAAAAUGAUAGGCGUACAACCAACUGCCAUUGCCAGAAGAAAGGCAGCAGUCGAUGGGAGACGAGCUUUGAUUCCUGGGCGACCCCCCAAAUCCUCAAGAGAGGAGCAUCAGGAUACAAAGGAGAAUCGGAAGAAAAGUGCACCUCAUUCCCUGGCCAAAUGUGUAGAUGACAACACAUGUCUUGGUGGUCAUCACUAAUGUUACUGGCUUCCAUUUUCUUGAGCUUUUGUAUUUGUUCAGAAAGUUCAUAAAGUUGCCUAAUAGCACAUGAUUACCUGAAAGAAGAGGUGCUCCUAACUUUUGAAGCAGCUCAGGUCCUGUUUGGAGGCCCUGUUUUAAAAACAAACGCUCAAAAUCAUUUGAUAAUAAACAUCUUGUAUUGUGAAAACUGCAUUCUGGCGAUAAUUGUGGUGGUGGUGGUAGUGAUGAUGAUGAUGAUAAUAAUGAAAUGAGAUCUACACUAUUUAAACUAGCUACACAUGCAGUGUGUAUAUUAUGUGGUGUGGUUGUAGUCUAUAUUCCAUUAUCCUCAAAGACAUUACUCAUGCACUGUGCAUAAGUAUGGCCAAUUAAUUUACAUGAUUGCAUGAUUACAUGUAUGUGGCCUAUGAGAUCUAGGAAAAUAUAAAAAAUAUUUGUAUUGGACAUUCAUGAAACGGUUAAAAGGACAUUUCAGAGUGUUAUAAGGAAACAGUACAAUGAUUAAGCAGAAUUUGUUAUGGGCUGAUACAUUCAUGAUAUGAAAGACAACAAAGUGCAUUAUUAGGUUUUGGGCUGUGAGUGAUUCUAGCCUAUUAUCCAGCGAUUUUUGUUCUUAAAGUAAUUGCAGUAGCAGCUGUGUACCUUUCAUGACAGAAACGCAUCUAAGUGUAUUUUGGGGUUUACAGUGAUUAUAAUCAUUCUAACUGCAAUGAUGCAUUUUGAUGUGUUUGCUGUCAUGAAAGGUGCUAUUGUACUGCUGCUACUACUAUUACUACUAAUAAUAAUCAUAAUAAAAUUUGCCAGAAAAUAUAUAUUUUUUCUCUACUGUUACUCUAGCUACUAUUACUAUAAAAUAAGGCAAAAAUAAAUAUAUGACGAAUUUAUUGAUUAUUAUUAGUAGUAGUAGUAGUAGUAAUAGUAGUAGCAGCAGUGGUAGUAUAGCACCUUGCGUGACAGCAAACACAACUCAAAGUGCGGCAGCAUUAAUGCGUUUAGGGCUGUGAUAAUCAUAUUAUCCAUUGGUUUGUAAUAGCGCGGAUAAUCAAUAUGAUUUUCUUUCAGCCACCGAAGGAGGCGCACUCGAGGUAAAAGCGAGGUACUUUGCAGGGACCAAUCAAAUGGCUCGGGGGCGCGGUUUUCCCCUGAUCGUCCUAGGAAAAGAAAACUCGCGUGCGGUGAGCUGGAGAUGAUCAACGACCG
Molecule: messenger RNA, 2360 nt
Organism: Syngnathoides biaculeatus (alligator pipefish)
Lineage: Eukaryota; Metazoa; Chordata; Actinopteri; Syngnathiformes; Syngnathidae
Exons: 5
Coding region: 71-1129 (352 amino acids)
Source: RefSeq, a predicted model, not a curated record